Molecule: messenger RNA, 1767 nt
Organism: Spirodela intermedia
Lineage: Eukaryota; Viridiplantae; Streptophyta; Magnoliopsida; Alismatales; Araceae
Source: the annotation of a GenBank genome assembly
AUGUCACCGGUGGGGGCGAGGAAUCUACAGGGCCUUUUCCCCUCGGCAGGCUUCGCUCGGCCGGAGAGUUGGUUCACGGCGGUCGCUGCUCCGGUGGGUCUCGUUUAUCCGAGGAGAUUGGCGGGUGGAUGUGCCGGUUUGCUCGUCAAGGCCGCUGCCGGCGCCGGCAGCGGUGGGUCCGUCGGCGUGGAGAAGGUAAACGGGAGGAAGAUCAACGGGAUCAACGGCUGGGUGGAGGAGACAAGCCGAGACGUACCUUCUCAUGCGACGCUCAGAAUGGGGAGGUUCGUGGAGGAGAGGUUCGUCUACCGGCAGACGUUCGUGAUCAGGUCCUACGAGAUCGGCCCGGACAAGACGGCCACCAUGGAAACCCUCAUGAAUCUCCUCCAGGUGAAUUGAAAAUUGGAUUCUCCCCCUUCCCAUCUUUCCCCCAGCGACUGAUUCCUCGAACCGGGUCGACAAUCUGCUAAAGGGUUCUUCUUGUUUUAUUUUGUUCUCCUCUCUUCGAUCGGGAAGGAGACGGCCCUGAAUCACGUCAUGACCUCAGGGCUCGCCGGCGACGGCUUCGGGGCCACCCGCGAGAUGAGCCUGCGGAAGCUCAUCUGGGUGGUCACCCGCAUCCGCAUUCAAGUCGACAAGUACAGCCGCUGGUGCGGAAGUUUUCUGUUGAGAAACCCUGCAAUUUGUUCGGGAAGUGUUUCUGAUUUCGAGCUCUGAUGCGAGGGGGGCGAUCGUUGCAGGGGAGAUGUGGUAGAGAUCGACACUUGGGUGGACGCCGCGGGGAAGAACGGUAUGAGGAGGGACUGGAUGAUCAGAGAUUACGCCACCGGGGAGAUCAUCGCCAGGGCGACGAGGUACCUUCUCUCCACCCGCAGAGUCCUUCCACCUACGGACCAGGAGACUGACUGGUUACUCCUUCAUCGCCGUCAUUCCCUUCUUCUUCUUCUUCCUCUUCCUCCUCUGGGCAGCACCUGGGUGAUCAUGAACCGAGAAACCCGCCGCCUGUCGAAGAUACCGGAGCCGGUGAGGGAGGAGGUGAUGCCCUUCUACCUGGGCAGGACGAUCAUCCACGACUGCUCCGGCCCUGAUGCCGCCAGGAUCCACAAGCUGGACGACGAGACCGCUCAAAGCAUCAAAUCAGGCUUGGCGGUCUGCAUUAACAGAGAGAGAGAGAGAGAGAGAGAGAGAGAGAGAGAGAGAGAGAGAGAGAGAGAGAGAGAGAGAGUUGUUCUUCUUCCUUGAUUCCUCAAGCUCAGCUGGCAUUAACAGUCUCUCGUCUCUUCCGUGGCGCAGCCAAGAUGGAGCGACAUGGACGCCAACCAGCACGUUAACAACGUGAAGUACAUCAGCUGGAUCUUGGAGGUGAGCUCCUCAUCUCUGCAACCUGUUCACAUCCCCACUUUAAAUCCUCCGAGGGAGCGAGCGAACCAGAGAGACAGUACGGAGAGAAAUUCCUCGAUAUAGUUGAUGGAGUCAGAGAAUGUGGGAUUGCUCGUCAACGUCGCGUACCCUCCUCCCUGUUGAUUGCAGAGCGUGCCGGUGGAGGUGCUCGAGGAGUAUAGCCUGGCUAGCAUGACGCUGGAGUACCGCCGAGAAUGCCGGCAGUCGCAACUCCUCGAAUCCCUCACCAGCCUCGGGACGCAGCUCGCGGCGGGGGACGACGGCGGCGGCGGCGGCGCCGACCUCGGCAGCGUCCACCUGCUCCGGCUGGAAGAAGAUAAGGCUGAGAUCGUCCGGGCGAGAGCGGAAUGGAGGAAGAAGACGUAG